Messenger RNA from Microthlaspi erraticum, 1194 nucleotides. The record is from the annotation of a GenBank genome assembly. Lineage: Eukaryota; Viridiplantae; Streptophyta; Magnoliopsida; Brassicales; Brassicaceae.
AUGAUCAUGGACUUUUCUCUUCAAAUCAUUAUCACAUGUCUCCUCUUAAUUACCGCCACUGCCUCAUCAUCAUCACCACCUCCCGGCGGCUUCACCACCGACUUAAUCCACCGUCGCCGCUCUAACUCCUCUUCCCGACCCUCCAAUGUUAAUGACGGAUCAUCUCCUUACGCCAAUACCGUCUUUGACACCUACGAGUACCUAAUAAAGAUACAAGUCGGUACUCCACCUGUGGAGAUCCAAGCUGUCUUAGACACAGGAAGCGACCAAAUAUGGACACAAUGCCUGCCUUGUCUCAGCUGCUACAACCAAGAAGCUCCCAUCUUCGACUCUUCCAAAUCCUCAACCUACAAACCAAGAAGAUGUGACAGUACCCCUGACCACUCUUGUCCAUACCAAGCUAUCUACGCAGACAAUAGCUAUUCCUUUGGAACGUUAGCAUCCGAGACAGUCACGAUCCAGUCCUCUUCAGGCCAGCCUUUUGUGAUGCCUGAAACGCUCAUUGGUUGUGGCAACAACUCGGGGCUUAAACCGACCUUUUCAGGCGUUGUUGGUCUAGGCAGAGGAUCUUCAUCGCUCAUCUCUCAGAUGGGUGAAGACUUCUUGGGGAUUUUCUCUUACUGCUUCUCCGGCAAGGGAACUAGCAAGAUCAACUUCGGAAGUAACGCUAUCGUAGCAGGAGAUGGGACAGUAGCUACCGAUAUGUUUCAGAAGAGUAACAAUCCAGAUUUCUAUUACCUUAACCUAGACGCCAUCAGCGUUAAUGAUAACCGCGUUGAGACGUUGGGGACAUCGUUUCACGCCUUGGACGGAAACAUAAUCAUCGACUCUGGAACGACUUACACUUACUUGCCGGAUAGUUACUGUAGCCAAGUGAAGGAUGCUGUGAGCAGUGUUGUGCAAGCGGAGCAAGUACCUUUCUCGGAGAGCAACAUGCUUUGCUACAGUACCGACAACUUAGACCUCUUUCCGGUGAUCACCAUGCAUUUCUCCGGCGGUGCGGAUCUCGUGUUGGAUAAGUACAACAUGUAUGUGACUACGGGAGGAGUGACUUGUUUGGCUAUCCAGUGUGUUGGUCCGACACAAUAUGCCUUCUUUGGGAACAGAGCACAGAACAACUUUUUGGUGGGUUAUGAUUCUUCCUCGGAGCUCGUUUCUUUCAAGGCCACCGAUUGUUCUUCAUUGUGGAGUUAG